GUUUGAUGUGGAUGGAGUACUUUAAAAACGGAGUAAAACAGUCUUCAACGCAGCCGUCAUGGCGUCAUCUCCUUUGAUGCCAUGCGGAGACUAGCGGAUGACACAUACGAUGGUAACCGGCCGUUUCGACACCAAUAGGCGGCGCGUGCGAAGGAAUGGACGAGAUAGGGAUACGGCCUACUAGAGCCUUAGGCUCUUCGGCAGAAGAAAACCUACAUGGUCCCAUCUCGAGUCCAACGGCUCUGGAAGGCUGCUCCUUCCCCAAUCCACAUACAUGCGGGUAAUUGUUAAGUGUGAGGUGCAUCUCUGUUAUCAUGGAAUCAAGCUUUUGAAGUGUCAAAUCUGAACUCAUAAAAUUGAGGGCCGAGUUGCAGAGCUUCUGUUAAAAUGAAGGUUUGAUUUAUUUGUAUGAGCAUUUCCUGUGACAGAAAUAAACAUUAAACUAAAAGGGAAAGGAAAUGGCGGAGAGCUCGAGACUGGUCAACCUUUUUCCAAAUUUAGUUACGCUUAGAGUAAAAAUACCAACGUUUCCGAAUUCCGAGGCUAGAGCUCCUCGUCACCAUUUCUACUUUACAUCCGUUACUAAUUAAGGAUAAUAUUAUAUUAUUUUCUAAUUAGCCGUGGAAGAAGAAACGUAUCAACAUUGCAGCAGGUGACGAAUCUACCUAUAAAAGUAGCUAUAGUGGUGGUCGUGUGGAGUAGGAACUCUUGAGAAUCUUAACGGUAGAAAAUGGACGGAGUGUUUAGUGGUGCUUCAAUGGGGACUCCUGCGAGUUUGGUUUUGAGAUUGGUUCUGACCGUUUGCUCCAUUGCCUCUCUGCUUAUCAUCUUCUUUGCUCCUGACCCCUAUGACUCCAAUGAGUAUAACUCCUAUUCCUUCAGGCUUUUGGCCUGUGUAAUGGGAUUGCUGAUACCAUGGAGUUUGGCAAUGGCAGUUGCGGAUGGCUACUUCAUCUUCAUUCUCCGAAAUCGAACCAGGAAACCUGGAUUAACUCGUGCUGUUAUCGCAACAGAUUGGAUGUUUGCGUUCUUUUCUUUCGCCACAUCCUCGGCCACUGCUAGUACAGCAGAUUUCCUGUUCCCCACCUGUGGGAUUACAGCAUGCCACCAUUAUCAGAUAGCGGCUGCAACAGGCUUCUUAUGCUAUGUUCUCCUGUAUGGUUGCUCUCUUUUCAAUCUAUGGAUCCUUCCGUGGCUAUAAUGAUGAUCGUACUUUUUACUACAUGACAGACUUUAGACUCAAAUUAUAUACCUAUUUAUAACUAAUUUUCCGUUUUAAUUGUAAUCAUUUAAAGUAUUACUGGUUUAGUAUAUUUGUAGCAGUUGUUAGAUAGUGUUAUCUUUUUGGAAUGAUUUUCCCCUUUUUGUGUGCCUGGUUUAAUAUGUAAACUUGAUUAAGCGCAUCCCAAUUUGG
Cuscuta epithymum is the source of this 1414-nucleotide messenger RNA. NCBI's taxonomy places the organism in Eukaryota, Viridiplantae, Streptophyta, Magnoliopsida, Solanales, Convolvulaceae. The record is from the annotation of a GenBank genome assembly.